GAAAUGGAAUGAUUCAUAGGCAUCUCUAUCAAAGUUUCUGUCUUUCGUUUUUUCUCUUAUUUUAUUCUAGGGUUUGAAAAUUAGAUUCGAUCGUAUCGCUUCCUCUCUCGAUCUUAACCCUCAUUCGCUAUUAUCAUUAUUUUUAUUUUUAAUUUUUAUUAUUCAUUUUUCAUUCUCGUUAGGGUUCGUUUACUUGCCUCCAAGUUCCCACUCAUUUUUCGUUGGAUUUUUUUUUUCAACUCCUUGGGGUUCCGUUUCUCGGUGAGUCUCGGAUUUUCAAAUGAAAUUUUUAGGGGUUUUAGCCGUACAAUUUUGUUUGUAGGUACUACUCAGAGUAGUUGCUAAUAGUGAAUGAACUGAAGGAGCGUACUUGGAAGGGAUAUUUGGGAAAUUGUUUGUAAAAUUGGGGGAGGGAUAAUGUUUGUGCCGGGUAUGGAUUCUGCGAGAGAAGCUGGUGGUGGAGUUGCGGGCACAGUAUUAAUGCGGUUUGUGUGGCCUCAUGGGGGUCGAAGUGUAUUUCUUAGCGGUUCUUUUCAUAGAUGGACUAGGCUUGUGCCUAUGUCGCCGAUGGAAGGUUGCCCUACAGUAUUUCAGGCUAUUUGCAGUAUAACACCCGGUUAUCACCAGUACAAAUUUUUGGUUGACGGAGAAUGGAAGCAUGAUGAACACCAACCUUGCUCAACAAGUGAAUAUGGGUUAGUGAACACUGUCCUGUUCCCUGGGGAAGCCAAUUACAAUCCUGUUGUAGGUCCAGAGAUGGCAUUGGGAUCUGGUAUGGAAUUGGACAAUGAGACCUUUAGACGUGUGGUCCAUGUAUCUGAUGGUACAGCAAGUGACGUUGUACCAAGGAUAUCAGAGGCUGACUUACAGGUCUCUCGUCACCACAUAUCUGUCUUUUUGUCAACUCACACUGCAUACGAGUUAUUUCCCAAGUCAGGCAAGGUUCUUGCCUUGGAUGUUGAUUUACCAGUAAAGCAAGCAUUUCAUAUUUUGUAUGAGCAGGGAAUUCCUAUGGCUCCUCUUUGGGACUUCAGCAAGGGCCAGUUUGUCGGAAUGCUCAGUGCACUGGAUUUCAUUUUAAUUUUGAGAGAGAUUGGAAAUCAUGGAUCAAAUUUGACAGAGGAAGAGCUUGAUACGCACACUAUAUCUGCCUGGAAAGAGGGAAAAGCUUAUCUGAAUAGACAAAUUGAUGGGCAUGGGAGGGCAUUUUCUAGACGCCUUAUCCAUGCUGGGCCAUAUGAUAACUUGAAAGUGGUUGCUUUGAGAAUAUUGCAAAACGAGGUAGCUACAAUUCCCAUUAUCCAUUCAUCAUCAGAAGAUGGUUCAUUUCCUCAGCUACUGCAUCUUGCUUCACUUUCUGGAAUACUUAAAUGUAUUUGCAGAUAUUUCAGACAUUGUUCUGGCACCUUGCCUAUACUCCAAUUACCAAUUUGUACAAUUCCAGUGGGUACAUGGGUUCCAAAAAUUGGAGAAUCUAAUAGACGCCCUUUGGCAAUGUUGAGACCAAGUGCUUCACUUAGUUCAGCUUUAAACUUGUUGAUUCAAGCUCAAGUAAGUUCAAUACCUAUAGUUGAUGAUAACGACUCGUUAGUAGAUAUAUAUUGUCGGAGUGAUAUAACUGCUUUGGCAAAAGAUAGAGUUUAUACACAUAUCAAUAUUAAUGAAAUGACUAUUCAUCAGGCUUUGCAAUUGGGACAAGAUUCCUAUUCUCUGUAUGAGAGACUAAAUCAAAGAUGUCAGAUGUGUUUGCGUUCUGAUACAUUGCAUAAAGUGAUGGAGCGAUUGGCAAACCCAGGUGUUAGACGGCUAAUCAUUGUGGAAGCAGGCAGUAAACGUGUAGAAGGCAUUGUUACACUGAGUGACAUUUUCAAAUUCUUGCUUGGAUAAGUUCAAAUUAACCGACCACAGAAGUUGUAACUUGAAAGGGAUUGGUACAGUGAUUUUAUGACACUCCUGGUAUAUUUUAUUGCAGCAUCACCUGCCUUGUUCCGAGGAGACUGCAGUAGUAUCCACGGUCACAUUGAUCUCAUUUCCUUGAAAUCAACCAUUGGAUUGGCCUCUUGUUUGGUUGCCUAUUUUUAGAAUCAGGCUAAAAGAGGGGCAUGCAAUUUGAGAGUUGAUUAUGUCCUGAUUCUCUAAUUUGUUUAUCUCCUCCUUUACUUAUUAUUACAAAGAACUUUGAGCCAUUGGUGUAAAUUACUAAAUUUCAUGUGGGGAGCAGCAUGAAAGUUGUAACAGUUGUAUGUUUCUGCUGCUAAGUGGCGAAGGGAGGGAGGAGGAACAUUAAAUGAAUAUUCUCUCCUAUGCUUCAUUAGUAUGUGAUUGGCCUUUAGAAAAUUGGAAGGGGUUGUAACUGGCUUUUUCCCCCUUCUUAUUGAUGUUUACUGAUUGAAGCUUUAUGCUAGCAGGAGAAAGCUAAUGCUUA
Hevea brasiliensis (rubber tree) is the source of this 2425-nucleotide messenger RNA. Its product is annotated as sucrose nonfermenting 4-like protein. The record is from RefSeq and is a predicted model, not a curated record. NCBI's taxonomy places the organism in Eukaryota, Viridiplantae, Streptophyta, Magnoliopsida, Malpighiales, Euphorbiaceae. The transcript is spliced from 14 exons. Bases 418 to 1887 code for a protein of 489 amino acids.